Messenger RNA from Arabis nemorensis, 1017 nucleotides. The record is from the annotation of a GenBank genome assembly. Lineage: Eukaryota; Viridiplantae; Streptophyta; Magnoliopsida; Brassicales; Brassicaceae.
AUGCAGUUUCUCGCAAGAUCACUGUCGAAUUCGAUAAGAUCUUCGUUGAAUUCAAGAGCUAGACAACAAUCAUGGGUUUUGUCUCAGCGAUUUCAUUCAACCUCGUCUGUCAAAAGUAGCUUUACUCAAUCGGAAUCUGUGAUACCGGAGAAAUCGUCGGAGGCGUGGCCGAGACCGACGAAGAUACCGUACCAACCCAAAAUCGCGAACUCAAUUGAUUUGGUUGGGUACGUGAAACUACCCGUUCAGUUCCAAGCAAACCACGACGGAAGUUUCUAUGCAGGCACCGUCAUUUCGAACGGACCUUCGUCUGAUUCCGACACCGAAUCGGAUCCUAAAUUCUUGAUUCCGGUGGUAUUUGAAGGGGAGUUAGCUCAUACUGCUAACUGUCAUUUGAAGAAAAACGAUCGUGUGCAUAUUACCGGACAGGUUUUCGUAGAUACUAAUCCAUCUGGAGCAGAACCUGACCAAGAAUAUGUUCAAGUAAUGGUUCGUGAUCUCCAUUACAUUGAUGGUUCUAAAGCCCUACCAAAAGUUUUGCCAACAUCAUCAGAUCAAAAAGAAGGUGUGCUAAAGCAUUCUGUGAGCCUUCAACAAGUUAGGAAUGUUGGAACUGAUCAUUGGUUUGAUCUUCUUCAUAAAUCGGAUGAAUGGAGUGAUUACCGCGAAAGCAAACAGAACGGAUCGGUACAUCCUAAAUACCCUGAUUUCAAGAAGAAAGAUGGGAGUGUAUCGCUUUGGCUUAACAAAGCUCCCAAAGAGAUAUUGUCCGAUCUUAAAGAUGUGAAGUUCGAUAUUCCCGUUCAAUCAACAUACCCAAAACAAUCAAAGGCUGGAGAGGAAGCAUGGAAAGAAUUGGUGGAAAACAUGAACAAUUGGUGGGACAACAGAUUGAGCAAGCAAAACGUAAAGGGCCCGGAUUUUGUGCACAAAGACACCCGUGUAGCUCUCUGGUUAACUGAUUGUCCAAGCUGGGUGAUGGAAAAACUGCCUCCUCCCAAAGAACCAAGAAUGUGA